AUGUGGGAAGAGAAGCAGGUGCAGGUGGUGAAGUGUGGGGUGGAGCAGGGGACGUGGGGUGGGACAAGUGGCGUGGGAUGGGGCAAGUGGCGUGGGGCGGGGCAAGUGGCGUGGGGCGGGGCAAGGGGCGUGGGGCAGGGCAAGGGGCGUGGGGCGGGGCAAGUGGCGUGGGGUGGGGCAAGUAGUGUGGGGUGGAGCAAAUGUGGAGGGAUGGAUGGGAGAGGUGGAGGUGGAGAGGGUGAAGGUGAGGGUGGAGUUGGAGCAGGUGGGGAGGGAAUGGAGAAGGGUGGAACAGUAAGUGGGUGCAGGUCAGAGGUGAGGAGGAGGAUGUGA
This is a messenger RNA of Schistocerca serialis cubense, 333 nucleotides long. Its product is annotated as protein FAM98B-like. The transcript has a single exon. The coding region runs from base 1 to 333 and encodes 110 amino acids. The record is from RefSeq and is a predicted model, not a curated record. NCBI's taxonomy places the organism in Eukaryota, Metazoa, Arthropoda, Insecta, Orthoptera, Acrididae.